AUCGACAAUAGCACUCUUCUUGCAACACCAUCUCCUCCUCCUUUCAUCUCAACGCGCAUCACACUUGCACACUAAGCUGCUGCAUCAAAGGCCCGAGACUGCCUGCCUCAUUCACACGACACUCGACACGACGACGGCAAGAUCCCCAUCUCCAAGAGACGACGCGACGACGCGACAUCUGCCCCCGACAACCCCCCGUCGUACCACCGGCGCGCCGCCGUCUUGACCUGCACCCAUCAUGACAGGCCAGUCCGCGUCCGGCCCAGUACGCCUACUCCUCCGUGCCCCGCCACAUCUCCACUUUGUCCAGGGGCAUCCGGGCAUCCCCGCCGGCGGCAACCGCGAGGGAGCCCGCAUAAAGGGCACUGUUGAGGUUCGCUUGGGCCAGGCGCCGGUCAAGGCCAAAUGGUUGCGCGUCGAGGUGCGCAAGUACGAGACGUCGCCGUCGGGCGCGCCAAGGACGUCGGCAUCGGGACAACCGUUCGAACACGUCGGCAAGGUCCACAUCUUGUGGAAGCCGGGCGCCGACAAGGAGUGGGAUAACCUCCAGCUGGCCGACUUUUCCUUCAUCAUCCCCCUGCCGACCGACAUACCCCCAAGCGUAAACUUCCCAAAGGGCGGCAGUGUGCGGUACGAGCUUGUCGCUGCGGUAUGCUACAAGGGAAAGGGCGGCCUGUUCAAGAAGGACCCAUCGACCCACUCGUCCGUGUCCGAGCCAUUGACAAUAACAAAGUAUGAGCUCGCGUCGGCAUGGCCAGCCUACAACGUCAACGAGGUCAAGUCCAUCUCGGUGCUGAACGGACAAGUUACGAUGACGGUUGAUCGACCGAGCCAGGCGUUUGGACCCGGCGACAGGAUCUUGCUCAACGCGUCGAUAAAGUCCAACCUGCCGACGCCGUUCCGUCUCAGGGGGUUCGAUAUGGGCCUGGUAGAAGUCCUGACCAUCUUCCCGCCGCCGAUGGACCCGGCCAAGGCAAAGAAGGGCAAGCCGCCCACCCCGCCGACGGUCAAGCGCCAGACGAUUGGCACAAGCCGCGCAAUCUGCAACAUCAUGGUCGCACAGGGCGGCGGCGACAAGGGCGCGUCCCUCGACCUCCAAAUCCCGACCGACAAGCCGCUUCUGACAGUGAGGAAUGCCCGCGAAUUCAAGGUCGAGUACGAGCUCGUUGUUGAGGCUGCUUGUGACGGUGCGCCGGGCAAGAUCCUGCUUCCUCCGCUCGAGUGUAUCGUCGGCACGUUUGCCAGAUCGUCUGCCCAGCAGGCCGUAAGGGACAUUGGCUUUGUCGAAGGCCUGUGUCCCCGCCCGCCACCUGUGGCCCACUCACAGGCAUUGUCCACCUCGUCGGUGCCGUCCAGCCCCUCAGCCAGCAGCCAGGUGGCCCAACUGUCCGAGGCGACGACCACGAGGGGACACCAAACCAGCGCGUCCCUGUCUGGCCUGGGAAGGCUGGGGCCACCAUCUGCACAGCCUGGCCUGGUGAGCGCACGAGACUUCCGUUUGUCCAUGCAGCAGGCACCAUCGCCGCAGCCAGGCGGCCAGUUUGCCUCGCGCCCGCCCCCCGGAACAGGGCCAGGUGACUUGUGGCGAAGGUCGUCCUCUGGUACCACGGCGACGACGACGACAACAGGGACAACUUUUAAUGCCACCACUCCUGGAUCCGACUUUGGACUGCCGAAUGACCGCCCAUACAACACCCUACCGGCGCACAACAACUAUCAGCGCGGCAACGUCGCCUUCCCAUCGCCUCAGCCGAACACCAACCGCCCCCAUUCGGCCUACUCCCAAGACUACAUGAACGGAGGGCACCGCUCGACAUCGCUGACGCGCAUCCCCGACGUCACGAUCGACGAGAGUGGAGAGGACGCGCUCAGUACUCGCGAGUCGACGUAUGGCCGAGUCGCCCAGUCUGACAUUGGCCACGGUCACCUCGAGACCCAGACAAACCGUCUCUCAGAUGCUGGCGGCACCUUUGGCCAGUGGAACGUAUCUGCGUACCAGAGUCUGCUUGACUCGGAGAUCCGAGGUGGUGCCUCUGGAUCCAGCCAGGCAUCACCUGCAAGGCUCGGUGCAGGAUUCCCAUCGGCUGCGAAUGAGAAGCAGCGACUGUACGAGGAGGCACUCGGAAGGGCGGCUUCUGCACAGCAAUCGCACGGCGCCACACUCUCCGAGAUUGGCCUCGAGGGCGCCGGUGCCCCGCCAGGCUACUUCCCUCCUACCCAGCGAGAACCCUCUCGCACGACAUCCCCAACAGUUUCCAUCGACUCUUCAGCCGCGACGUCUUCUGCAGCGCCACCAGUACCGCCACCAGCGUUGUCGCUUAGGAGCCCUGGUACGAUGAAGCCAGAGUAUCUUUCUGCCGCUCAGGAAAAGGAGCAGCAGCGACAGCGCUUUGAGGCUGCUUCAAACCGCGUGGGUGGAGGGUCCAGCAACAACGCUGGAACGUCGUCGCCCCUGCAGAACGGCACUCCCCAGCGAGUCUCCUCUCCCCUGGCCGCUUCGUCGAGUGGCGCCCCACAACUGGUGGACGAGCCGAUCCCCUACGACGAGAUCUAUGGCAGCUCUUCUGCCGGUCCGUCACAAGGUGCCAGGCCGCCCGUGCCAGCCCCCUACAAGUCGGCGACGCAAGAGAAGGACGAGAUGCGCACGCGGUACGAGCAGGCUCAGCAGCGUGUCGCGCACACGCAGGGCACAGCGUCUCCGCAGCAGAGCAGCCCUGCGGCAUCGAACAAUGGCCACGCUGGGGGCUCCAGCGCGGGACCGUCCAAUGGUCAUCCUCCUGCCGCGUACAUGUCGGCGGUGGAUGAGAAGGAGAUGAUGCGGAAGCGAUACGAGGACGCGACAAACCGCGUUACCGGUGCCGGGCGCCCGACGUCGGUUGCGGCUGGCCCUAGUACUGGCGGCAGUGCUGGUUCGUCGGCCGCGCUCGCCGCUGCCGCAGUGGGUGCUGCGGCCUUUGCCACGACUGCUGCUGCUGCUACUCCUCCUGUCGCUUCGACUCCACCUCCGCAGACCCCGGCGGCAUACAUGUCCGCUGAGGAAGAGAAGGAAAUGAUGCGCAAGCGUUUCGAGGAUGCCCAGUCGGCUGUCGCGCGUUCUCAAGGUGGAGGAGGAUCCGCUGGCCCUAGUGCUGGUUCGUCGACCUCCGCUGGCCCGUCCUGGGCGGCGCCUCCUUCUUCGCCACCACCCCCGCAAUCACCGCCCCCUGCGGCCUCACCUCCUCCUCUAGCUCCGUCGUACAUGUCUGCUGCCGAAGAGAAGGAAAUGAUGCGCCGCCGCUUCGAGGACGCCCAAUCUGCUGUGGCACGGACGCAGGGCGGAGCGUCGGCCAGUGGCAGUGCUGGCCCGUCGUCUUCGCCGGCCCCCGCUUGGUCGCCCGCACCCCCCGCUUCACCCCCCACGGCGUCGCCGCACAUGUCUGCGGCCGAGGAGAAGGAGAUGAUGCGCAAGCGCUUCGAGGACGCACAGUCGGCUGUUGCGCGCACACAGGGCGGAGGAUCCCCGGGCCCCAGGGCUGGGCCUUCCACAUCAGCGGGCCCGUCAUGGGCCGCACCUCCAUCGUCACCUACCCAGCCGGCAUCACCGCCUCCCAUUACGCCUGCGUACAUGUCCGCGGCGGAUGAGAAGGAGAUGAUGCGUCGGCGCUUCGAGGACGCGCAGUCGGCUGUGGCUCGGACGCAAGGCGGACCGCCACGCACCUCUGGGUCUCCCGCACCUGCUCGACCAACCUCGGUUGCACCAGGAUUCAUGUCCGCCACAGACGAGAAGGACAUUAUGCGCCGGCGCUACGAAGAGGCAACUGGUCGUGUUGCCAGUGGGUCGAAUGCCGCUGGAUCAAGCAGCGCUGCUGGCUCGUCGUCUGCCCCGCUUGCGCCCGCGUACAUGUCUGCUGCAGACGAGAAGGAGAUGAUGCGGAAGCGGUUCGACGAGGCUCAGUCGCGCGUCGCGCGUACACAGGGAUCGAUCUCCCUGUCACCUUCGUCGCCGCCGCUGACUACGGCUUCGUCGCCGUUCACCUCGCCUCUCGGUUCGGCCUUUGCACCCGCCUACCUCUCUGCUGAGGAGGAGAAGGACCAGAUGCGGCGGCGGUAUGAGCAGGCGACUGGCCGUGUCACCAGCGGCUCGAAUGGUGCCAGCUCGAGUAGCGGCGCCGGCUCGUCUGCCUCGGCGUUCAUGUCGGCUGCGGAUGAGAAGGAUAUGAUGAAGAAGCGGUACGAGGAGGCGCGGUCACGCGCCACUGGCGGAUCCAUCUCGUCUCCUCCGCCACUCUCGACGUCGCCCCCUCCCCUCAGUUAUGACGAGCUGAACCGGUCCGCGUCCCCCGUCAACUCUGGAAGGUACGCGUCGGGCUCGGCGCCUUGGGACGCCGGCCCGUCGUCGUCGGCGUCCGAGCCGUCCGACAUGCCGACGUUCAGACCCAUGUCGCCUGUCGCUGGUGAGACGCCGCUCAGCCUGGCGCGUCACGCGUCGGCAAUCGCGGCAAAGGGCAAGCAGCGUGCCAUGUCGACUCUGCCUGAUGGCCCGCCGCCGCCGGUGCCGUCUCGCCCGCCAAAGGAGUACACUACGUUGAUCUAG
This is a messenger RNA of Vanrija pseudolonga, 4573 nucleotides long. RefSeq lists its product as uncharacterized. Gene Ontology annotation, cellular component: division septum. Gene Ontology annotation, biological process: division septum assembly. Bases 239 to 4573 code for a protein of 1444 amino acids. The transcript has 2 exons. Lineage: Eukaryota; Fungi; Basidiomycota; Tremellomycetes; Trichosporonales; Trichosporonaceae. The record is from RefSeq and is a predicted model, not a curated record.